Penicillium verhagenii is the source of this 312-nucleotide messenger RNA. RefSeq lists its product as uncharacterized. The transcript has a single exon. NCBI's taxonomy places the organism in Eukaryota, Fungi, Ascomycota, Eurotiomycetes, Eurotiales, Aspergillaceae. The record is from RefSeq and is a predicted model, not a curated record. The coding region runs from base 1 to 312 and encodes 103 amino acids.
AUGCGUCCGCCCACCCCCAGCUCUGAGUUAACGCCGUUGGCUACACUCGGAGAACCUCUACUGCAGCCGCGCUGUAUCGCGACUUGGGAUGGACGUCGGUGUGAGGACGAGACUACGAAAGAACUUCGCUAUCUAGCCAGUACAGAGCUACAUCUCUUGCAUCUCUCUUCGUCGACCAUCAUCAAGAAAAGUAUUGUGGGGCUUUUGUUGUGCCAACGAUGCAAAGAACACGUUCCCACUCGACAAGCUGUUGAGCAUCGCUUCUGUCACCGUCCCCAUUGGCGGCCAACUACGAGCAAUCAUUCAACAUGA